Saccoglossus kowalevskii is the source of this 813-nucleotide messenger RNA. RefSeq names its product 15-hydroxyprostaglandin dehydrogenase [NAD(+)]-like. NCBI's taxonomy places the organism in Eukaryota, Metazoa, Hemichordata, Enteropneusta, Harrimaniidae. Gene Ontology annotation, cellular component: cytoplasm. Gene Ontology annotation, molecular function: oxidoreductase activity, acting on the CH-OH group of donors, NAD or NADP as acceptor. The record is from RefSeq and is a predicted model, not a curated record.
AUGUCAGAAAUUAACGGUAAGGUUGCCAUAAUAACUGGAGGUGCUGAUGGUAUUGGAGAGGCCUUGGCCGACGACUUCUUAAACCGUCAAGCAAAGGGAGUUUAUAUUAUCGACAUCAACGAGAAGAAGGGACAAGAAACGUUAAAUACUCUUAAAAAUAAGCACGGCGCUGGACGAAUUCAAUUCCGAAAAUGUGACGUCAGAUACACAGAUUUACUUGAAGCUGCUUUCAAAGACUGUAUGGACCAGUAUGGUCAAUUGGAUGUCGUUUGUAACAAUGCAGGUAUUUUCAACGAAUAUACACGCAAACUGACGAUAGAUGUCAACUUGGCUGCUGUCAUAGAAGGGACAUACCUUGCCGUGAAAUACAUGGGAACACAGAAUGGAGGAAAAGGAGGCGUUGUAGUCAAUACUGCGUCAAUAUAUGGUUUGUGUCCACAGAAGUUAUCCACCGUAUAUGCUGCAAGCAAGCAUGGAGUUGUUGGAUUCACACGAAGUGUGGCGUUUGAGCCAGACGUGGUAAGCAAUGGUGUUCGUGUUGUUGCUAUAUGUCCGGAUGCUGUUGACACAACACUGGUUCCUAUUGCCUCGGAGAUAGGGGUGAAGUACACAAAGGAAAUAAAACAAUUUACAGCAGGCAGGCCACUGCUAAAGUUAAAUGACGUCACAUCAACAGUGGUACACCUUAUUGAAGACGGUAGUGCGAAUGGAACAACCAGACUAAUAAGAGUCGGUCUUGCGUGUGGGAGGGGUACACUUAUUAAUAACCUUAUUUAUGAUCCUGUCAAACCGGUUCAAAUUACUUAUCUCUAA